Messenger RNA from Megalobrama amblycephala (Wuchang bream), 2488 nucleotides. RefSeq lists its product as uncharacterized. The record is from RefSeq and is a predicted model, not a curated record. Bases 524 to 2488 code for a protein of 654 amino acids. The transcript has 7 exons. NCBI's taxonomy places the organism in Eukaryota, Metazoa, Chordata, Actinopteri, Cypriniformes, Xenocyprididae. Gene Ontology annotation, molecular function: ubiquitin-protein transferase activity.
AUUAAGUGUUUUAGCCAUCUGCAGUGUGUCUGACUAUCAAACACAAGCAGAGGCGUCUGCAGGAUUUUAUCUCAGGAUACGCACAGAAAAACGAAAUAAACGAUUGCACUGAUGUGCGUUCUGUAGUUUUGGUGGGAACGAUCUAAUUGUGUACAAAUCUACUGUCUCUUUCCUGUACCCACACAAUCUGAUGCACGUAAUUGUUUAGAUAGACGUUUCGUGGCUAUUUUAUUUUAUUUAUUUAUUUUUUUCUCCAGUCACUGAGCAUAUUUGUCCCCGAGCGCAUAUUUUCACUUUCAGUUCACGAAUGUUUCACUUUACGAGUCGGCAUGUUUGAACCCUACGGAGCCCCUAAAGGGACAUGGUGGUGAAAAAAAAAAAUUGGAAUAGGAGAAAAUUUUACGUGGUGGUGGAAAAUUUUUUUGGAUGGGAGGAUUUUUUUUUUAAUGCUUUUUUUUUUUAAGCUUUUUGGGAGGAAUUUUCUUUUGCGUUCCCCCGAGAAACUUUGCGUUCCCUCGCAAAGAUGUUUUGCGUUCCCUCGCAAAACUAUCUGUUGUGUUCUCUCGCGCAACCUGUGUUCUCGCGAGAGACUUCUGCGCGGUCACGGAGGUUUGCGCUUGAAUCUUCACAGCAUCACUUACGACGUGAGAUCUGGAUCGGCACAAAGCUGGAACAACUGUUGCAGCUCUGCGAUGGAGGACGAUCUGCAGCAGUUUUUAAAGUCACGAGAUGUUCCAGAAGAGGACAUCAUUCACAUGAAAAGAGACAAGAUGUAGAAUCUUUAUCUGAUGGAGAAAAAGAGGAAUGUAAUGAACACUCAUUACUACAGGAUGGAGUAGACAGUGAUACUGAGAGACCUGCUGCAAAACUGUUAUCACAUGGACGUGACAGUGAUUCUGAGGAUUCAAGCAUACAUUUAUUGGAUGACAGACUUUCAUCUAACAGAGACACCAAGAGGAAGAGACAAGAAAGCAUUAGAGCACAGAGAACAAGAGGAAUGGAGGGUGUUCCACAGAGUGGUUUGACCUUCGAGAACACGGGGAUAGAGACACCCAGCACUUCACACAGCUCCCUUUCAUCACCUAAAAAUACCAAAAGAGCACGCAGAGUCCAAACACUCUCAAGCACCUCAAGUGACGACGAGGAGAAUUGUGAAUUGUGGAAUCAAAGUGUGCAGCAACCGAACAGUCCACAGCAUUCACAUGAGCUCUGUAAUGUUCAAAGAGGCUAUGAAUUAAUUGACUUGACCAAUCAGAUUCCUACACAUCACAACAAUAUAUUUGAAACCGAUGGAGAUGAUGACACAGUUGAGUGGAAUGAAGAUGAUGAACUUGGACAAACAGAUGAAGACCAAACAACUGUGAUAACAUUGAAUCUGAAUGCAGAGCUGAAUGAAGCUGUAACUGAGGUACCAUCACCACUCUCAAGUAAUAGCAAUGCUGUACUGCUGAAUGCAGAGAUGAAAGAAGCUGAAACUGAGGUACCAUCCCCACCCUCAAGUAAUCCUGUACUGCUAGAUGGGGUGAAGGUUGUAGAAGAUCUUCUGGCUGUGUUCAUGGAUAGCAGCAUAAUUCAAUCAACUCUGAAGAUGGAAUUUGUAAAUGAGAGUGCUGUAGAUGAUGCUGGAGUGUCCAGAGAAGUUUACACUGCAUUCUGGGAUCAGUUCCUUGAACAGUGUGAAGGGGAAGAUGAGCGUGUUCCUAGACUGAGACCAGACUUCUCUGAAGUUGAAUGGGAGGCAGUAGGAAGGAUCUGGGUAAAAGGAUUACUUGACCUUGGUGUACUGCCAGUGAGGCUUUCCAGUGCUUUCAUUGUAGCAUGCAUACAUGGAAUUGACUCCGUCAGUGAUGAUGUCCUGAUGUCAUCUUUCCAAAACUACCUCUCUUCGACUGAACGAUCUGCUGUUGCAAAGGUCCGUCAAGGCACACUCGAGGAAUGUGAUGAAGAAGAUUUGCUUGACCUCUUCACAAGAAUGGGUUCUCAUUGCAUCCCUCCAAAAAACACCAUGGAAGUUGCCAUCCAAACAAUGGCUCAUAAAGCAAUUCUUCAAGAGCCCAAAUAUAUAAUAGAUUGCUUCUCCAAAACCAUGAUAUUUGCACUGCUGAAAGUACCAGACCAGGACAGUCUACUGUCUCUCUAUGACACAAAGAAGGCCACUGGUAAAAAAGUGGCACAGCUACUUCAAACAACACAAGAGAUUCGAUCUCAGAAAGAACAGAUGGUAUUCAAUCAUCUGCAACGGUAUGUCAGAAAUGCUGAUCAAGGCAAAGCAGAAAAAUUUCUACGCUUCUGUACUGGUUCUUCUGUCAUAUGUGUUGACCAAAUCAAGGUAAGCUUCAAUGCAGAAUCUGGCCUCUGCAGAAGACCAGUUGCUCAUACUUGUGGAGCAACUCUUGAUUUACCAUAUACCUAUAGUUCUUACCCAGACCUCCGCACAGAGUUUGAUAACAUUCUGUCCAGUGAUUACUUUGAAAUGGACAUCCUGUGA